UGUGUCACUGUAGCUGUCACAGUGUGGACUCAGCCUCACCCGUCAAGUUUUUUCGCUGCACGGAGCUCGGAUUGCAGAAAUUCUGAAACUAAACACCGCCAAGAUGUCGUCGGAAGUUGCAUCGCGUAUCCAGAAGCCCGUCCUGCGUGGACUCCACAAUGCCACCAUCAAGCGUAACCUGAUUGUGUCCGGCGUCCUGUGCACGAUCGCGGUCGUCGCGAUGAAGGUGCUGCACAACGACCCGAAGGUGCAAGACUACGCCGAGUUCUACAAGACCUACGAUGCUAACAAGGCGUUCCAGCGCAUGAAGGAUGCUGGCCUCCUGCAGUCGGUGAAGAACUAAACGGUCGCACCUCUUAUGUGUACCAUAAGACAGGUGACAGAAUAGUAAUGAAAAGAAAAUGUGGUCGAUAUGUUUUGGGAGGUCGGUGCCGGUUACAUUUCCAUCAUUGGCCAGCGGCACGUUGAGUGAAGGAACUAAAUAAAUCCUGUUCUAAACGUAGCAAA
Anopheles darlingi is the source of this 507-nucleotide messenger RNA. RefSeq names its product cytochrome c oxidase subunit 6C-1 (gene cype). The coding region runs from base 104 to 343 and encodes 79 amino acids. The record is from RefSeq and is a predicted model, not a curated record. The transcript is spliced from 3 exons. NCBI's taxonomy places the organism in Eukaryota, Metazoa, Arthropoda, Insecta, Diptera, Culicidae.